AAAAAAAACCAUCCACUUCUACAAGAACUUGUAUUCCUAUAUAUAGUCUUCAAUCUCUAUCUUUCUCUGCACUAAUUCUCUCACUCAUUCACUUCUUCGGUUCUUCCUGAUAUAUUAUGGACAUUGAUACGGGGAAUGUCAAAUAUGAAGAGGAGUUUAUCUUGAACUCUAGAGGAUUGAAGCUUUUCACAUGCAAAUGGCUCCCAGAAAACAACAAGCCCCCGAAAGCCUUGAUCUUCAUCUGUCAUGGAUAUGCCAUGGAGUGCAGCAUCACCAUGAACAGUACUGCAAUCAGACUAGCCAAAGCAGGCUUUGCCAUAUAUGGUAUAGACUAUGAAGGCCACGGAAAAUCCGCAGGCCUUCAAGGCUACGUCCAAAGCUUUGAUGAUGUUGUCGAUGACUGCACCUCUCACUUCACAAACAUUUGUGAGAGCAAAGAGAACAAAGGGAAGAUGAGGUAUCUGUUGGGAGAGUCAAUGGGAGGAGCUGUGGCUCUGCUUGUUCAUAGGAAAAAGCCAGAAUAUUGGGAUGGUGCGGUCUUAGUUGCCCCCAUGUGUAAGAUUGCAGAUGAAAUGAGGCCUUCUCCUAUUGUGGUCACUGUUUUGACACAGCUCUGUAGGGUUAUUCCAACUUGGAAGUUAAUCCCUACAAAUGAUGUCAUCGAUUUUGCUUUCAAAGUACCCGAGAUCAGACAACAGGUUAGGGAAAACCCCUACUGUUACAAAGGCCGGCCUCGUCUGCAGACCGGCACUGAACUCUUGAGGAUCAGCACAGACCUUGAGCAAAGGCUUCAAGAGGUCACAUUGCCGUUCCUAAUCCUCCAUGGCGAAGAUGAUAAAGUCACCGACAAAUCGGCUAGUAAACAACUCUACGAGGUUGCGUCGAGUUAUGAUAAGACAUUGAAGUUGUACCCGGAAAUGUGGCAUGGUUUACUCUAUGGAGAGCCAUUGGAGAACAUUGAGGUUGUGUUUUCGGACAUAAUCAGCUGGUUAGACAAGAGAUGUUCCAUGGCAAAUUCAAGGUUGGAAGGAGAGUUGAAGAUGGAGAAUGACAAACAAUAAAAACAAACCUUGUUAGAAGUUUAUAGCAAAUACAUACUCGGCAAGAAGUAAACGAUAUUAUAUUUGUUUAUUGGAUUUGUUUUUCUGUUUCCUUGUAUUUCGGGAAUUACUUUGUGAAAGGUUUUACAGAAAGUACAAAACACCACCAGUAUAAUUCAUUACACAAAUGAUGAAAGACAUGGUGCUCCACACUCCCCAUUGUGAAACUAGAUCAAAACCAGGCAGUGUGUUUUAGUCGACACUGGAUCCAGUAUUUUCAAUAACGAUUCUCUUUCACCAACUCAGUUGUA
This is a messenger RNA of Argentina anserina (silverweed cinquefoil), 1351 nucleotides long. Its product is annotated as caffeoylshikimate esterase-like. Gene Ontology annotation, cellular component: membrane. The transcript is spliced from 6 exons. Gene Ontology annotation, molecular function: lipase activity. Lineage: Eukaryota; Viridiplantae; Streptophyta; Magnoliopsida; Rosales; Rosaceae. The coding region runs from base 117 to 1061 and encodes 314 amino acids. The record is from RefSeq and is a predicted model, not a curated record.